This is a messenger RNA of Neoarius graeffei (lesser salmon catfish), 7339 nucleotides long. RefSeq lists its product as uncharacterized. NCBI's taxonomy places the organism in Eukaryota, Metazoa, Chordata, Actinopteri, Siluriformes, Ariidae. The record is from RefSeq and is a predicted model, not a curated record. The transcript is spliced from 3 exons. The coding region runs from base 1043 to 2290 and encodes 415 amino acids.
UAGUCCUUGCUCGUGCGUAAGUCACCUUACGUUUUAGAUCCGCUUUUGAGGCUUUUUGCGCUUCCUUAAACACAUCGGCGGUUUUAAACGGGGGCCAGGGGGGGCCAGUGCCCCUGUAAAAUUGCUCCUGGCCCCUGUUGUGGCCCCUGUGCUGAACAGGUAACAAGAUUUAUUAAUUUUGACGUGCGCUGGCUCGAAGAUCGGAACUGACAUGACGGAGUGUUCUACACGGACUCCUUAAAGCGCUACACGCACGCUGUUACCUGCAGCAGAAAGACCCGCAGCAGCGCGAAUUGUAAACUUCGGACGCAGAUAAGAGCUGCAGCCCUGCAAGAAUUCUAGUUCUCUAGGCUACUGCGAAGAGGCGAAGGGUGGCUCAUGAAGGAAUCGGGGUCUCUUUCUGGGUGAACCCCAACAGCAUCUGAAAGGCAAUCUGAGAGUGAGGAUGAAGACAUUCAGGAUCAGAUUGAGGGACAACCCAACAAGUCAUUGGGACAACCAGAUUCACCAUGCAUAUCAAGUACAGCACAGAUAUCAGCAAGUGCUUGGACAACACUCCAGUGCAGCCACAUCUGAAGAAAAGGUUAAUUGUAUGCAAAAAUAGAAAUCUUAUUUUACAAAAAAGAGAAACAUGGUUUUAAGAUUUACUGAGCACAACUUAUUUUAUGUUUAGGCUAUUGAGACAGAAUGUUUCUCAUUGUAUUUAUGCUCAAUGUAUUUUGUUUUGGUUUUAAAUAAACUAAACAUUUUGAACGCCUAAAUAUUGCCAUGUUUUGCUCAUAUGUGCCCCCCUGAAAAAACACUGGCCCAACCUCGGCCCCCCUAGUAAUUUCGGUCUAGAACCGCCAGUGCUGAAACACCCCUUGUGUUUUGUCCUCGCUGCGAAUCUUUCUCUGUCCCAGGUGGUAGGUUUGUAUUCUUUGCUGGUGCCUACUAGCUGUUUAGAGUUGUAUUUUUUUGUGUGUGCCGUUAACCGUAGUUAUGCUUAACCUAGAUGAGUUUAAAGCGCCAACGCAGGAAGCGCUGCUUGGUAUAACUCGUGAUGAGCUUCUACGUGUUGCAGGGCAUUAAAGUUGAUGUUCGUGGGGGUAUCACUAAAAGUGAGUUGCAGGUGCAGUUUAUCGAUUCGCUGUAUAGCCAAGGUGUGUUUGGCGAAGUCGAGAAAGUCGCCCCUGAACCUCCGACCACUUCCACUAAAAGCUCACUCGAGUGGAAGCGCUUAGCGCUGAGAGAGAGGGAGCUUGAAUGGGAGCAAACUAAAUUAAGAGAGCAGAGGGAGCAUGAGCUCAACAUCAAUUUCACUCGGGAGGACGUAAGUGGGAAUAAUCUAGCCUUCUUGGAUUGUGAUGUACACAUUAGACAAGACAGAAGCCUUAGCAUCGAGGUCUACCGGAAACCCACACACACGGACCAGUACCUACUCUUCGAUUCUCACCACCCACUGGAACACAAAUUGGGGGUCAUUAGGACCUUGCAACACAGGGCUCAGAACAUCCCUACAACGGUAGAGGGAAAAGAGAAGGAGCAGAAUCACAUCAGGAAAGCACUUCAGAACUGUGGGUAUCCCAACUGGUCUUUCUUCAAGAGCAGGAAAAGGAACAUAAUGGACAAGGAGGAUAACAGGAACAAACGCAAGAACAUUGUCAUUCCCUACAUUUCUGGUCUAUCUGAGAAACUCAGGAGGAUCUUCUACAAACACAACAUUCCGGUAUGUUUCAGACCCAGUAACACCCUGAAGCAGAAAUUGGUCCACCCUAAGGACAGAAUACCCAGACACAAACAGGACAACGUGGUGUAUGCAAUUCAGUGCAGUGAGCAAUGCACGGACUCGUAUAUUGGUGAAACCAAGCAACCGCUUCACAGGCGUAUGGCUCAACACAGGAGAGCCAGUUCCUCAGGCCAGGACUCUGCUGUCUACCUUCAUCUUAACAACAAAGGACACUCAUUUCAGGAUUCCAACGUACGCAUUUUAGCCAGAGAGGAUUGUUGGUAUGAGCGAGGAGUUAAAGAAGCCAUUUUUGUCAACCUGGAACGGCCAUCACUGAACAGAGGUGGGGGUCUAAGACAUAAUUUAUCAGCCACCUACAAUGCAGUCCUUGGCACACUUCCCAGACAACUGAAUGCACACCAAAACCCAGCUGUUUUCAGUGGCUCACAGGAGGACAGAGAGAAUCAGCAUUCCAUUGAUCACCUUAACGGGCAAUCCAUUGAUCACCCUAACGACUCUCGAGGCCAUUCACAUUCAGCCCCCAGUGACCCACGCCAACAGGAUGACUCAACGACACCUUAGAUGAGCUUUUCAUCCAUGAGAGGAUAAAUACCUGAUACUCCCUACCAGUCAGACAGAACUGAAGAAGCCUUUUGGAUGAGAGGUGAAACGUCUUCAAGAAUUUUCAAGCAAGUCCAGUUGCUCUCUUUUACCACCCAUAGUUACUAUGACCUGGAUGACUGAGAAUAUUCACAGACGAGCAUGAGCUCCGUUUAAAAAAACCUGGAACACGAUCACGCUGUACGCUUAAAGGAACUGGAGUUGCAGGCUAGGGCAGUUGGCGUACCAUCCAGGCAUGAUUUUGACGUGGCUCGAAAUAUACGUGUAGUUCCACCGUUUAAUGAAAAAGAAGUCGAUAAAUUCUUUAAUCACUUUGAGCGUGUGGCUACUACAUUAAAAUGGCCACCCGAGGUCUGGACAAUGGUAUUACAAUGUGUUUUUACUGAUAAGGCCCAGGAAGCAUAUUCCUCUUUGCCACUAGAAGAUGCUUCUGAUUAGCAGAAGGUCAAACAGGCGGUACUUAGGAUAUAUUCGCUCGUUCCUGAAGCCUAUCGGCAAAAACUCCGGUCAUUUUCAAAACCCGACUCGCUGACGUAUGUGGAAUUUGUUAGGGAGAAGGAAAUCCUCUUUGACCGUUGGUUGCAGUCACAAAAUGUCACCACCCUUGAGGCGGUUCGCAACUUAAUUAUAGUAGAGGACUUCACCAACGGACUUCCACAGGGCGUCGCCACCUACCUGAGCGAGCAUGAAGACCUAACAUCUGCCAGAGCAGCCGGCUAGCGGAUGAAUAUGCUCUUGCUCAUAAACGCGAUCUCACUGGAAAAACUAGCUCUUCAAAACAAAGUGGGCUCGUUAAAGGGCCGGUGCGUGGUCGCACGCCUUCCCUGCCCCGUCAGUCGAGCGUUAGCCGAGUCAGCCAGGCGUCUAGAAACACAGUUCCAGCAUGCGUUUACUGUAAGAAAAAGGGCCACGUCAUUGCUGAUUGUUACAGGUUUAAGCGUAAAAAUCAAACCUAUCCCGCUUCACCAGUCAAAACGGAGACUGGUUUGUGUUUCCAGUUCUAAAAAGGACGAAAUAAAUGUAUCUGAUUCAGAUGCGGACAAAUCCCCAAGUGGGUCUUUUGCGCCGUUUAUUUUGGAUGGCACUGUCGCUUUACCUGGAGUGCCCGGCGAAUGUGUGCGUAUUAAAAUAUUGCGCAAUACCGGUGCUUCACAAAGUUUUUUGCUUAAGGAGGUGUUACCUUUCAGCGACAGUACAUAUACUGGAGAUGAUGUCCUCGUACGAGGAUUUGAAAUGGGUUUCGUUAAUGUCCCUUUGCAUAAGGUGUCCCUUUCGUCCGACUUAGUUACCGGUGAUGUAGUUGUGGGGGUUCACCCCUGUCUCCCCGUUGAAGGUGUAGCAAUGCUGCUGGGGAAUGAUCUCGCCGGUGGGAAAGUUUUGCCUUGGCCAAUAGUAUCUCCACAGUCUUUAGGUGUUCGUCCGUCCACUGUUGUCCCUGAAGUUUAUCCAUCCACCGUAAUUACACACGCCAUGGCGCAGUGCUAUAAAUGUGACAGUCCAGAUGUUAUGGUGGAUUUAAGAGACUUUCCUUGCUCAUCCGUUAAUGAGCAGUGUCUCAUCGCCUCGCGGUUCUCAUUCGGUCACGUCUAAACUCCCCCUUAGCCGCGAGCAGCUAAUUAAAGAGCAAAAAGACAAUCCCUCUCUGACACCGCUCUUGUCCGAGGCCACAUCGAAAUGUGAUAAUGAUGUGAAACCUCCAGGCUAUUUUAUACAGGAUGGUGUGUUGAUGCGCAGAUGGCGGCCUUUGACUGCCCCUGUGCAUGAUACAUGGCAUGUUGUUAAUCAAAUUGUGGUGCCAACAGUUUAUAGGGAUGAAGUGUUAAGUCUAGCUCACGACCACCAUUUUGCGGGACAUCUGGGUGUCAAUAAAACUUCCGACCGAGUGCUACAACAUUUUUUUCUGGCCAGGAAUUAAACGUGACGUCAUAAGGUUCUGUAGGACAUGUCACCUGUGCCAAGUCGUAAGGAAGCCUAAUCAAGUAAUUCCGCCUGCUCCCCUACAGCCAAUCCCCAUGUCUUCUGAAGCAUUUGAGCAUGUAAUCUUAGACUGUGUGGGUCCUCUGCCUAGAACCAAGUCGGGAAAUCAGUACCUACUCACGAUCAUGUGCAGCCUCACGCAUUUCCCCGAGGCCGUUCCCUUAAGGAAAAUUACAGCCCCGGUCAUCGUGAAGGCGCUUUUGAAUUUUUUUUCUGUGUUUGAUCUCCCAAAAGUCAUUCAGACAGAUCAAGGGACAAAUUUUCUGUCUAAGAUAUUCAGGCAAGUCAUGCAACAACUAGCGGUUCAACACGUUACAUCAAGUAGUUAUCACCCCCAGUCACAAGGUGCGCUUGAACGAUUUCACCAAACCCUCAAAACAAUGCUAAAAACGUACUGUCUUGAGUUUGAAUGUGACUGGGAUGAGGGAGUGCCGAUGUGCCUCUUUGCCUUGUGUGAGGUGGUUCAGGAGAGUCUAGGGUUUAGCCCUGCGGAGCUAGUCUUUGGGCAUACUGUGCGUGGGCCAUUGAAGGUUCUCAAAGAUGCGUGGCUUACUGAGAUGGCCAGUUAUCAUGACCUAAAUGAUUGUCUCAAAAAUGCGUUACAGGUUGAAGCGGGCUUGCCAACUGGCAAAAAAGAACCUUGAGUUGUCUCAGGGAUGAAUGAAAAAACGGUACGACCGAAAAUCUCUCUCUCGCCAUUUUUCCCCUGGUGACCAAGUCAUGGUUUUAAUGCCAGUGCCUGGCUCUGCUUUACAAGCGCGCUACGCGGGCCCUUAUCGCGUGGAGCGAAAAGUUGGUGACUUAAAUUACGUCAUUGCCACCCCCGAUCGCAAAAAGGUAACCAGGCUGUGUCACAUUAACAGACUAAAAGCCUACCGGGCACAAAAACUGACAGCUGCCGCAGUAAGCACUGAUACAAAAGGGGAACUGUCCAGGUCAUGUGGUUCUGAACUUGCCACUCUCUCCACUUCAUGCGCAACCGCUGUUCUCUCUGACCAGCCUCCCGACGUUCCUGGCCCGCCUGUUUAGUUGGUUGAAGGGAGGCUAAAAAAUUCUGAAAUCCUUAGCGAUCUGCCCUCUUAUUUUUCCCACCUUGCUAAAUCCGAGUCAGCUGACUUGAUUGCUUUGCUGAAGUCCCAUUCCUCGCUGUACCACCGCUAUCGUGCAUGACAUUGAUGUCGAGAAUUCAAAGCCAAUCCGCCAACACCCAUAUCGCGCAAAUCCAUUAAAGUGUGAAAUACUUAGACAGGAGGUGAACUUCAUGUUGGAAAACAAAAUUGCUGAGCCAAGUAGUAGCCCGUGGAGUUCCCCAUGUCUAUUAGUUCCCCAGCCUGACAGUACGUUCCGUUUUUGCACCGACUUUAGGCGUGUUAACGCAGUAACCAAGCCAGACAGUUUCCCCUUGCCUCGAAUGGAUGACUGUGUUGACCGCCUAGGUUCGGCCAAUUAUGUGAGCAAGCUAGACCUCCUCAAGGGAUAUUGGCAAGUCCCUUUAACCGAGCGUAGUAAGGAGAUCUCAGCUUUCGUUACACCUGAUCAUUUUCUACAGUAUGUGUGCAUGCCUUUUGGUCUUCGAAACGCCCCAGCCACCUUUCAACGAUUAGUUAAUCGAAUUUUUGAUGGUGUGUCUAAUUGUGAGGCAUACUUAGACGACUUAAUUGUGUAUAGCGCCACCUGGCGGGCUCACGUGGAACAUCUUGCCACCGUCUUUGAAAGACUGUCUAAUGCGAACUUGACCGUGAAUCUAGCCAAGUGCGUAUUUGGCGAGGCCACCGUGGUGUACCUCGGCAAAGUUGUUGGACGUGGAGAAGUUCGUCCAGUGCUUGCCAAAGUGGAAGCAAUUCUGAACUUUCCACCUCCAACCUCACGACGUGAAUUGUGCCGUUUCCUGGGCAUGGUGGGCUACUACAGAUCAUUCUGUAGAAAUUUUUCGAGUGUUGCCGCCCCUCUCACUGACAUGCUCAGCACAAAGCAUGUGUUUGACUGGGAUACACCCUGUCAAUCCGCCUUUGAAUCAAUCAAAGCGCUGCUUACUACUGUGCCUGUGCUGGCCGUGCUUAACUUUAACAUGCCUUUCUCUAUUACGGUGGAUGCAAGUGAUUUAGGGGCGGGUGCUGUCUUGUUUCAGGAGGGUAACGAUGGUCUGGACCAUCCUGUUGGGUUUUACUCACGCAAAUUUAACCAGUACCAACGUGCCUAUUCCACCAUCGAAAAAGAAGCGCUUGCGCUCGUGCUGGCUCUACAGCACUUCGAGGUAUAUGUUGGCGGGGCAGCUAAGGUUACCGUAUUCACAGACCAUAACCCUCUAACAUUUCUCAACCGUAUGUGCAACAACAACCAAAGGUUAAUGCGUUGGAGUCUGGUGCUUCAGGGCUAUAACCUUGACAUUAAACACAUUCGUGGUUGGGAUAAUGUCGUGGCUGACGCGUUAUCCCGGGUUUAGUUAUACUGUUAAAUGGAAUUAAUAAUAAAUUGUCGGGCUGCAUUUUUCUUUUCUUCCUGUAAUGUAAACCUGUUAAAUAUAUCAUUGUGUGAUUUGAAACUGUUGUGAAACACUCUAAUUGUAUAUGCCUUUACUCUUUAUGCAGACUUCCCCUGAAAGGUUCAGAAUGUACUCUGGUGGGUACUUUUUUUUUUUUUUUGCCUUGUUUUUGGGCGGUCACGUGGUUAUGAGCAGUUGUAUCGGGGGCACCACCAAGGCUUGGGCAACUACUUGUUACUGGGUAGUUCUACCGGCCUAUGGGUUUAAGGUGCGCAAGUACCCACCACAACGGCUGCCCGAAGAUUAGGGUCUACUGUUAGGUAGAUUUGUGUGUAUAGUUAGUGGGGAAGAUCUGAGUUUUUAUAUUUAUGCAGUCAGUUUCACAAAAAAAAACAUGUGUGUAUGUAUAUGUAUGUAUGUGUGGUCUUCACCCUUCAAUUUAUUUCUUAAGGGUGGGGGUGUUGCGUAGCCUAGAUGCUGCGUUGCGUCUACUGUUUGCCCAUGUGGUUGCUGUGUGUUUUUUUUUUUUUUUUUGUUUUUGUUUUUUUUUU